This is a messenger RNA of Hibiscus syriacus, 1639 nucleotides long. RefSeq lists its product as uncharacterized. The record is from RefSeq and is a predicted model, not a curated record. Lineage: Eukaryota; Viridiplantae; Streptophyta; Magnoliopsida; Malvales; Malvaceae. The transcript is spliced from 2 exons. The coding region runs from base 230 to 1594 and encodes 454 amino acids.
UUGUUGCCUGGAGUUGAUUCAUAUCAAUGCAGAAAAAGUUGCUCAAUGCAGUAUCUCUGCGAACUUCAGCUCUGUAGACAUUGGCAUUGUAUCUGAUGGACUGAAUUCAGCUAAAAUUGGGGCUGAAAGUACGUGUGAUUUCGGCAGCUUUGGUUUUGAAUGUCUACCGGAUAUUGGCACUGGUAGUUUAGUCACUGGUUCUGCAGAACCGUGGAUAGUAGGUUCGAUAAUGAGCUGCAGGAGCAUGAAAAAUAUAUUGGGAAGUCCAUUGUUUCAGAAGUUGGGUGCAUUCCAUGUCAAUCCAAGUUUGAAUGAUGCUAAAGGACUAAUAAGUUAUGACUUCAUGAGCUCUCCGGGUGGUUUCAGUAAUAAAACCUCGUACGACCUACGAAGUGAGACGCCAAUAUCGGAUAAUCAUAAGUAUGGAUCUGAGACUGUUUGUAAAAGGCUUGUUUCCAUGUCAAGUACAGACUCAACAUGCUCGGAUCAGUCGUUUUCUUCUCCUUGUACAACAAUUUCUGAGGGAGUGCUUCAAUGCAUGUGGAAUGGUGGGACUCCAUACUUUGUUUUCUCCCUAGAUAACCAGAGGGAGGUGUAUUUAGCAAAUUUGUCAAAAGAAGGAGCUGCUCGAAAUAAGGGUUUGGACAAUGUGUACUUGUUCCAUUCGAGCAAGAGUAGCCAUAAGGAACAUCGGAUUAGUGAUAACGAAUCACACCUUGUUGGUAAGAUGACGAUGUCUACUUCUUUCUCAAUCUGUUCCCAAGAUUCUAAAAUCAUGGAGACAGAGUUUGUUUUGUUCAGUGGCAUGCAAACAUCAAGGGAUAAUCACUGGACAAAUAAGGGUCUAUCGAAAAAGGUAGUGGAAGCAUUCAAGGGUAGUCAUUCAUUGAAGCAAAUAACGGUGUCAAGAUUUCAUCGAUCGAGUUCCAUGAUGGAAGAUUCUUCUUUGGGUCCUUGCAGAGAUGCAGUUGGCAAAUCGGAUGCUAUAGACCAGACAAAACUUUUCAAUGAGCAACUUCCAACAAAUCUUGAGCUGACAGCCGUUGUUGUGAGGGAUCAUUUACCUGAGGAUUCUCAGGCGGAAGCAGGAGGUUGGGGCCUAAAGUUUCUCAGGAAACCGGUGGAUAUGCCCAACACCAAAAGUUCGGAAACCCUGGCUCGUUCAGUUUUUUCUUGUAGUACCAGUGAUUGCUCAAGAAGUAUGAAUGUUCUAAUUCCAGCAGGUAUUCAUGGUGGUCCAAGAACCAGAAAUGGUGGCCCCUCUAGUCUUAUUGAAAGAUGGAGAUAUGGUGGACAUUGUGACUGUGGUGGCUGGGACUUAGGGUGUCCGCUGACCGUACUCGAAUCCAGGUCAAGUAAAGGCGGUUCACCUCCAACAGAUAUGCCCAACACUUGCAAGUUAUUCGAUUUUUCCAUUCAGGGUCCCGAACAUGGUUCUCCUACCUUGACGAUAUCGAAAGUUCACGACAGCCUGUAUUUCAUUCAUUUUCAAUCAACGCUCUCAGCUCUGCAGUCCUUCUCGGUUGCAGUGGCCUACAUUCAUACUCAGAGACCCACUCUUCGACCCAAAAGUGUACAGCAGCGUGUACGUUAAACUUUAGGUGUUAUACAUGAAUUGGAUAGAUUAUUUUUCUGCAGU